AUGUUACAGGUUCGAGAUUACUCCUUUAUUGACCUACACAAUGCGAAAUUCCUCAUCAGUAGUUUGUUUGGUGCUUACAUAACCUACUAUUUCUUCGCUGUUCGUUCGGUACCCUCCACCAUCAAUUUAGAGGUCGUGGACCUUGCAGAUGGCGGAGAAGUGACGCUUUCGUGGGUUAACUUUGAUGGAAUGGCUGAUGACACUCCCAUCGUAUUUUUAUUCCCUGGUCUAAAUAGCUGUAGCUGUAGUGCCUAUAUUAUCAGCAUUGUGAGAGAAAUCAGUCAAUGUAAAUACAGAUGUGUUGUUUUUAACAAUCGUGGAACAUGUCGACGAAAGUUGAAGACUGCUCGAACCUACUCCGCUUCUUACACUUCCGAUGUCGCUUUUGUUUUGAACUUCAUUGGAAACCGAUACCCAAACGCACCGAUGAUUGCAGUGGGUUUAUCUCUGGGCGCCCUCAUUAUCUUUAACUACCUGGCGGACAAGUCCGGGGACUGUGAAGCAAAGUGUCCCCUAAUUGCUGCAAUGUGUAUUUGCAUGCCUUGGGAUGUGUUAGAGUCAUCAAAUGGACUGGAGAAAUUGCUGAACUUCCACCUCUUUAAUAAGCAUCUCGCUCGUGGGCUCUGUCGAGUGGUUAAGCGAAAUGCAGACGUACUAUCGAGGGAGUACGACGUUCCACGCAUCCUGAAGAGUCGCUCUGUCCGUGAGUUCGACGAGAAUCUGACGGUAGACAUGUUUGGCUACAAGUCAGUGGAUGAGUACUACGCUGACGCCUCUCCUGCCACCAAAAUUGAUCGCGUACGCAUUCCCAUUCUCUGUCUCAACGCCGCUGAUGAUCCUUUUGUGCCCUUCAGCACGUUGCCUUUGGAUGCUGUGUGCGGAGCAGACAGUCGCGUUGUGCUUGCGUUGACACGUCACGGUGGGCACAUGGGCUUCCUCUCAGGGCUCUCGCCUACGGGUUUAAAUUUGGUGGAUCGUGCAGUGCCUCAGUUCGUAUCUGCUAUCUUUGAACACACUGAAGAGUUUGCUGUUGCUGCUGCUGCUGCUGAUGCUGGAGGAGAUAUUGGUCCUAGUGAAAGCGAUCCAGCCGAAGAAUCCACCUCGACUUUGGAUGGCGGAGAAAUGACACUUUCAUGGAGUAACCUGGAAGGAAUGGAUGAUGGUACACCUAUCGUUGUUCUGUUACCCGGUUUAACUGGUUGUGGAUGUUGUCAUUACAUAGCAAGUCUUGUUAAGGAGAUAAAUCAGUGCCAAUACAGAUGCGUUGUGUCCAAUAACCGUGGAACAUGUCGUCACAAACUUAAGGUGAGCAAGAUUCGAAUUCACGCUCUCAUUCGAUGCAGACACCACAAACUUACUGUGCUGCACACACCUCUGAUGUGGCCUCGGUCUUUGAUCACAUUCGAAACAGAUAUCCAGAUGCACAAAUGGUCGCAGUGGGUCUAUCUCUUGGGGCUGCAUUUUUUGACCAAUGGAGAAUCCACUUUUAGCCUCCUUGUCUUCAACUACCUGGCAGACGAACCUCAAGAUCGUAAGAAACCUUGCCCACUCGCCGCCGCGAUGUGUGUGUCUAUGCCCUGGGACGUGUCACAGACAUCUGACAAGUUAGAAAAAUCGUUGGACUGGCUCCUUUUCAACUAUCCUCUUACUCAUGGCCUUCGUCGAUUGGUUAUGAGAAAUGCCGAUGUGUUGUCGAAAAAAUAUGACGUUCCACGCAUUCUGAAGAGUCGCUCUGUCCGUGAGUUCGACGAGAAUCUGACGGUAGACAUGUUUGGCUACAAGUCAGUGGAUGAGUACUACGCUGACGCCUCUCCUGCCACCAAAAUUGAUCGCGUACGCGUCCCCAUUCUCUGUCUCAACGCCGCUGAUGAUCCCUUUGUGCCCUUCAGCAGUGAGUUUGUUUGA
Molecule: messenger RNA, 1905 nt
Organism: Hydatigera taeniaeformis
Lineage: Eukaryota; Metazoa; Platyhelminthes; Cestoda; Cyclophyllidea; Taeniidae
Source: the annotation of a GenBank genome assembly